GCAUUUUCUCAGCUUCUGAAAGCUUCCCGGUCGCCGGUAGAGGCCCUUCUUUUUCCAGUGUCACAUUGAGAUCUCGGCAACUUAGCGCCGCGACUUCUCACCGAUGGUCUUCAGCCCCGCCCUUCGCCGUCGCCUGCUGCGCGGCAUGAGCUGCGCGGCGGGCGGGACAGCGGUGCUGGGGCUGGGACAAGUGGCCAAACUGCGAUGGCAAUACGAAUGCCCAGGGGAGCCCGUGGGGCAACGGCACGGCAACGCAGGAGCAGCUUUUCAAGGAAAGCCUUUGAAGCUUCUCUUCGUUGGAGAUUCCAUCGCAGUGGGUGUAGGCGCCAAAGUGGCUGCGCCUCUGCAGGCCGCCUGCGCGUGUCGCUUGGCCUCGCUGCAGCGGCGGCCCGUGGAGUGGCGCACCAUCGCGGCCAACGGCGCGGACGUGCGCGAGCUCAACGAGCUCCUGGAGCCAGGAAGCAAUGGCGACUCCCAGGUGGUUGACUUGGGCUUUGACAUUGCUGUGGUGCUCUGCGGUGUCAACGAUGGUAAGAAGUUUUGGCAAGGCGGCCGCUGUCGCUGCAGCCCGCGGGGGUAUUAUAUAUACAUUAAUAGUACCCAAAAAGAUGUGGAACAUAUUGGAAAGUACGCUAUCACUGUUCUAGUAGGAUUUUCUAUGUUUUUUGGAGCUAUUCUAGGUGUGUUUGUUUGA
This is a messenger RNA of Cladocopium goreaui, 694 nucleotides long. The record is from the annotation of a GenBank genome assembly. NCBI's taxonomy places the organism in Eukaryota, Dinophyceae, Suessiales, Symbiodiniaceae.